This is a messenger RNA of Saccostrea cuccullata (small rock oyster), 611 nucleotides long. RefSeq lists its product as uncharacterized. NCBI's taxonomy places the organism in Eukaryota, Metazoa, Mollusca, Bivalvia, Ostreida, Ostreidae. The record is from RefSeq and is a predicted model, not a curated record. The transcript has 2 exons. The coding region runs from base 38 to 553 and encodes 171 amino acids.
AGAGUGUCCUCUGGGUUACACGGGCUUCAAUUGUUCCAUGGAGUGCCGCUAUCCUGGAUAUGGCAAAUCCUGUCAAGAGCACUGCAAUUGUUCAGAAGAGUUGUGUGACAUAUCAAGAGGCUGUCCAGAUUCACCUCAAAAUGAAAAGAUGCUUCAAGAAAUAAAUUCUACUAAAUCUGAAGGAAAGAGCAAAAAUCCAAAUAGUGGGUCCCAGUUAACAGCAAUUCUCACCGGUGUUGUAUCUUUCUUGGCUCUCUUGGUAUUCAUUGUCGCUGGAAGAAUAAUCUGGAAAAGAUUAAAACAAUCAAACCCUAGGAUUGUUCAAAGAAAGCAAGGGUUAGGAAAUCUUGAAAAAGAGUCUGAAAGGAGAACUGAAUAUGAAGGCACGAUAGAAAACUUUUACGAAGACAUGGACGAGAACAAUAGAGUAGAAAGUAGAAAAGAAUGUCUACUUUCUUCAGAAAAUGAUUAUAUUGAAACGCUGACUUUCCUCAAGAAAGAAAAUAAAUCUGACAAUCGAGAAUCCAGUCACUUUUACGAUGCUUUAAAAUGACGAAAUACAAUCAAAAAUUUCAUUUUGUUUUUAAAAAAAAAAUGUGGACAUGGAGUGA